Messenger RNA from Camelus dromedarius (Arabian camel), 1655 nucleotides. RefSeq names its product splA/ryanodine receptor domain and SOCS box containing 3 (gene SPSB3). The transcript has 7 exons. The coding region runs from base 84 to 1220 and encodes 378 amino acids. Gene Ontology annotation, molecular function: protein binding. Gene Ontology annotation, cellular component: SCF ubiquitin ligase complex. NCBI's taxonomy places the organism in Eukaryota, Metazoa, Chordata, Mammalia, Artiodactyla, Camelidae. The record is from RefSeq and is a predicted model, not a curated record. Gene Ontology annotation, biological process: proteasome-mediated ubiquitin-dependent protein catabolic process.
CGCAGGCCGGGCGGGGCGGCAGGCGGGUUGCCAGCGCGCGGCGCGGGCGGAACCCCGCAACACCGCCCGACCCUGAGAGUGCAAUGCCGGAUUGGGAAGCAGCCGGCUGCUGCGAGGUCUGGGGGCGCGCUGCCUGGCUUCGCAGCGGGAUCCUGUCCACCAUGGCCAGGCGUCCCCGGAGCAGCAGAGCGUGGCACUUUGUCCUGAGCGCAGCCCGUCGAGACGCUGAUGCCCGGGCUGUGGCUCUGGCAGGGUCCACCAGCUGGGGCUAUGACUCUGAUGGGCAGCACAGCGACUCGGAUUCGGACCCUGAGUACUCGUCCCUGCCGUCGUCCAUCCCCAGCGCUGUGCCUGUGACUGGGGAGUCCUUCUGCGACUGUGACAGUCAGAGAGAGGCCUUCUGUGGCAGCCUGCACACGGCCCACCGGGGCAGGGACUGCCGCUGCGGGGAGGAGGACGAGUACUUCGAUUGGGUCUGGGACGACCUGAACAAGUCCUCAGCCACCCUGCUGAGCUGCGACAACCGAAAGGUCAACUUCCACAUGGAGUACAGCUGCGGCACUGCAGCCAUUCGGGGCACCAAGGAGCUGGGGGAGGGCCAGCACUUUUGGGAGAUCAAGAUGACCUCCCCCGUCUAUGGCACCGACAUGAUGGUGGGCAUCGGGACGUCGGACGUGGACCUGGACAAGUACCACCACACAUUCUGCAGCCUGCUCGGCAGGGAUGAGGACAGCUGGGGCCUCUCCUACACAGGGCUCCUCCACCACAAGGGUGACAAGAUGAGCUUCUCCUCACGGUUCGGCCAAGGCUCCAUCAUCGGCGUGCACCUGGACACCUGGCAUGGGACGCUCACCUUUUUUAAGAACAGGAAGUGCAUAGGAGUGGCGGCUACCAAGCUGCAGAACAAGAGGUUCUACCCAAUGGUGUGCUCCACCGCAGCCAAGAGCAGCAUGAAGGUGAUCCGCUCCUGCGCCAGCAUCACCUCCCUGCAGUACCUGUGCUGCUACCGCCUGCGCCAGCUUCGGCCUGACUCCGGGGACACGCUCGAGGGCCUGCCCCUGCCGCCUGGCCUCAAGCAGGUGCUGCACCACAAGCUGGGCUGGGUCCUGAGCAUGAGCUGUGCCCACCACCAGCCUCCCACACCCACACCCUCACCCCCGGCCGAUCCCAGCAGCCCCGAGCCCCAGCGCUGCCAGAGGAAGCGCUGCCGAAGGACCUAGCUCACCCCACGGAGAUGAGGGGCUGGAUGGUGUUCCCCCUCCUUCCUCCCAACACCCCCCAGGGCAACACGGGAAGGUGGGCUGAGCCGCCAGAGGCUGGGACAGGCCUGGCUGUGGAGGCUCCGGGGCCGUGGCCCAGUGAUCCCGAGACCAGGCCUGUCUGAGUCCGUCUGCGUCCUGGGCCAGGUGUGGGAGCAGCCACUUUCCUCAGUCUCAGGGGAGCUGCUGCCCUAUUGCUGCUGGACCCAGGCUGCAGGCCUGGGAGGAGAGCCUGGGGGCUGGGGUCUGCUCUCUGCAAGGAGGGUGGCUUCCUAGGAGUUCAGCCCUUCCUGUGCUGCUGGCCCUGGGUUUUUUAAUGUGCUUUGCAUGUCGUCAGCUGCUGUUCCUUCUGUCUGAGGCUGAAAUGACAGUAAUAAACUUAGAGUCUAUGUCUAA